Messenger RNA from Volvox carteri f. nagariensis, 333 nucleotides. RefSeq lists its product as uncharacterized. Lineage: Eukaryota; Viridiplantae; Chlorophyta; Chlorophyceae; Chlamydomonadales; Volvocaceae. The transcript has 5 exons. Bases 1 to 333 code for a protein of 110 amino acids. Gene Ontology annotation, molecular function: protein binding. The record is from RefSeq and is a predicted model, not a curated record.
AUGGCUGCGUACGGCGAGGACCUAGGGAACCAGAUCUUCGUGACGUUGCGACGCGGGGACGAGUGGCCUCCAAGAACUGUGGACGUGAGGGUGCGCUACGAGCAGACGAUUGGCGACCUCAAGGCCGCCGCCGCCAAGGCGCUUCAGGUACCGGUUGACAAGCAGCAGCUCUUCUGGCACGGCAAGGAGCUGACAUCAGCAUACGACAGUCGUACACUGCUGGACAUGGACAUGCACACCGGCUUCGCCCUGCAGGGGUAUGACCUGACGGUACCCCCCAAGUUCUGGCCGCCAGUGAAGGAGACCCCCGAGGGGCUGGUGGUGCUCGCGUGA